UUACUCCUCCAACAUUUAAUUUGGUUUUAAAUUCCCCAUAACCCACUACAUUUUUUAUAUAUCAUGGCUUUGGAAGCCAUUUGUGGUAUGAAUCGAAUGCCUUUCAUGCGGCGCUUCGACGAUUUGCAAUCCGAAUGGCAACAGGAGCAACUUCGCGAGGCCACCAGUAAUUUUGAGAAUCCCUAUGCACUGAUGGCGCCACCAUUCGAAAGACCCGCUGAGAAUCUGCCAAAGAUCCUAGCCCAUUGUAAAAUUCGCAUGGAUUUUGACCAUGGCACCACCACCUUGGGCUUCAAGUACCGCGGAGGAGUGAUAUUGUGUGCAGAUUCGAGGGCCACUUCGGGGCAAUAUAUUGGUUCGCAGACAAUGAAGAAAAUCGUGGAACUGAAUGACUAUAUGCUGGGCACUUUGGCCGGUGGAGCUGCCGAUUGUGUCUACUGGGAUCGUGUUUUGGCCAAGGAGUGCCGAUUGCACCAACUUCGGUAUCGAAAACGCAUGACUGUGGAUACGGCUGCCCGGAUUAUUUGCAACAUCUCCACGGAGUACAAGGGCAUGGGUCUGGUAAUGGGAAUGAUGUUGGCUGGCUUUGAUGACGAGGGCCCCAAGUUAAUCUACGUGGAUUCGGAGGGCAUGAGGUCACAUGGUCAGGUCUUCUCCGUGGGCAGUGGAUCCCCCUAUGCCCUGGGUGUUCUGGACACCGGAUAUCGUCACGAUCUCAGCGAUCAGGAGGCCUAUGAUUUGGCCAGACGAGCAAUAUACCAUGCCACCAGCAAGGAUGCCUAUUCCGGGGGCAUUGUUCGCCUCUAUCACAUAAGUUCGGAUGGCUGGCGAAACAUCUGCAACACGGAUUGUUCCGAGCUCCAUGAUUCGUACUGUGGAACGGGGCAUCUGGAGAAAAGGAAAGAUCAAAAGGGUAACCCUGAUGAAGGUUUGCCCUGCUCCAGUGGAUGGACGAAAAGAAAACUUGCUGAAGAUAAUGUUCAAACUAAGUUGGAAACGGUAUAA
Drosophila takahashii is the source of this 1005-nucleotide messenger RNA. It is a transcript of the gene Prosbeta5R1, whose product is annotated as Proteasome beta5 subunit-related 1. NCBI's taxonomy places the organism in Eukaryota, Metazoa, Arthropoda, Insecta, Diptera, Drosophilidae. Gene Ontology annotation, molecular function: threonine-type endopeptidase activity. The record is from RefSeq and is a predicted model, not a curated record. Gene Ontology annotation, cellular component: proteasome core complex.